UUCACAGUCCUCACAACUCACUUCUUCCUCUUUGGCCUUUGCUAUAGUCUAUACGCCCUCACAAAAAUCCCCAAAGCUUUCUUCUCUCAACUCCCAAGCAAUGGCCGUUGUGACCACAAGCCACGAGUACACUUGCUCCAUUGCCCCUGCAAGGCUCUUCAAGGCCUUGGUGCUCGACGCCCACAACCUCAUUCCUAAGGUUAUCCCUUCCAUCAAGAGCAUCGACAUCGUCCAUGGAGAUGGCGGUGCCGGCAGCAUUAAGCAAACCAAUUUCGCCGAUGGCAGCCACUUCAAGUACAUGAAGCACAGAGUCGACGAGCUUGACUCUGCCAACUUCUUCAGCAAGACCACUUUGAUCGAGGGCGAUGCGCUGGGCGACAAGCUCGAAUGCAUUGUUUACGAGAUCAAGAUGGAGGCUGUUGGCGCUGGAAGCGUGACCAAGAGCACCAGCCACUACCACCCCAAGCCAGGCGUUGAGCUGAAGGAAGACGACAUCAAGUCGGGAAAAGACAAGGCCACCGGCAUCAACAAGGCUGUUGAGGAAUACCUCCUCGCCAACCCUGAUCUCUACGCUUAAGCCAAAACAUUUGUCUUUGAAGCAGUACUGUUAUUAGCAGAAUAUACUGUAUGAUGGUUUCUUAUACAAAACAGAUUUGGUUGUGGUUUUUUUUUUUUUAUCUUUUAAUAGUGUCAAAAGGUUCCUAAUAAGAGGCCCCUUGAUGUUUGUGGGCUGGUUGGCUUGAGAGUUCUGAAUUAAAAUAUGAAUUCGAUUCA
Diospyros lotus (date-plum) is the source of this 774-nucleotide messenger RNA. RefSeq names its product major strawberry allergen Fra a 1-3-like. Gene Ontology annotation, cellular component: cytoplasm; nucleus. The transcript has a single exon. NCBI's taxonomy places the organism in Eukaryota, Viridiplantae, Streptophyta, Magnoliopsida, Ericales, Ebenaceae. The record is from RefSeq and is a predicted model, not a curated record. The coding region runs from base 101 to 577 and encodes 158 amino acids. Gene Ontology annotation, molecular function: protein phosphatase inhibitor activity; abscisic acid binding; signaling receptor activity. Gene Ontology annotation, biological process: abscisic acid-activated signaling pathway; defense response.